This is a messenger RNA of Penicillium samsonianum, 1203 nucleotides long. Its product is annotated as SGNH/GDSL hydrolase family protein. Gene Ontology annotation, molecular function: carboxylic ester hydrolase activity. Bases 1 to 1203 code for a protein of 400 amino acids. The record is from RefSeq and is a predicted model, not a curated record. NCBI's taxonomy places the organism in Eukaryota, Fungi, Ascomycota, Eurotiomycetes, Eurotiales, Aspergillaceae. The transcript is spliced from 9 exons.
AUGCGACUUGGACAUACAUUUACGACCUUUCUUUCAUGGGCCGUGGUUGCUUCGGCCACUAUUCUCCAGAACGGUCAAGUGAGAGAGAAUGCAUACCCGGGCCAGUUACAACCGGUGACUUUGGAUGAUUCAUGGAGGAACUAUCCCGCGGAUGCCCCGGAGAUCUCUUACAAAGGUCGAUGGGAUAGCCAGCACAUUUCUUGGUGGUCUGCACCGGGAAUCAAAGUCGAGUUUUCUGGGGAAAAGCUUGCUGUCCAUUUUGGCCCAAACACCAACACAGGUGUUCUAGUCGCUUACCGGAUCGGCUCUCUUGACUGGCAAUUCUCAAAUAUCACCGCCUCCUCAACAUAUCAAUUUGUUGGUCCGUGGUCAGAGCUCAAAGAUGGUGAUGAACCCGUCGACAAAAAUGUGUUUGAGAUGAGAGUCCAAAUCGCUGGUGUAGCAGUCGCCAAUGGCGCUGUCCUGACUAAGGCCCCGACCUUCGAAAAGAGAGUUGAGAUCAUCGGUGGCUCGCUUGCAUCUGGGCAAUUCGCCACCUAUGAGACAAUAUCCUCAUGGUCCUUCCUCUUCGCCAACGGCUUAGGUAAUGUCGAAUAUGGCAUCACAGCCUAUCCUGGCGUAUGUCUCGCCGAUGAACAAUGUUACAACGGCGGGUCUCGCGGUGUGGGAUGGUACUGGCACCGCGCCUCAGACCCCGGCUCUCGCGCACGUUCAAUCUACGACCGCAACCCCGAGAAGUGGGACGUCAAAGCAGAGCAACCGGCCGAUCUUGUGAUCAUCCAGAUGGGCGGUAACGAUCAUCGCCACCCCAACGACAUCCCUGGCAGGGAUUACUACCAUGCCUACGUCGACUUGGUGGAGGAUAUCCACUCUAACUGGCCUAAUGCAAUCAUCGUCCUCAUGUCCCAAUGGGGAGGUUUCACCAAAGAAGGCAAGAAGUACGUCGGUAGCACUUACUACCAAGAAGAGACCCAGGAGGUCAACGAGCACUUCAAGGACCGUGGUUUCGUCUACUAUUUCCCCACCGAGGGUCUUCUGCAACAUAAUGAUAUUAACCCCAAGAACCAUCUUACGGAUGUGGGACAUGUCAAGAUUGCGAGUCACAUGUUGCAGUGGGUUAAGUUGGUUCUCAGGUGGAACCUUGAGCCCACAGGUGAAGUCCACUCUGGAACUACUUACUGGAACGAUCAGCAGGAAUACUGA